Messenger RNA from Periophthalmus magnuspinnatus, 3326 nucleotides. It is a transcript of the gene ilrun, whose product is annotated as inflammation and lipid regulator with UBA-like and NBR1-like domains. Gene Ontology annotation, biological process: macroautophagy. Gene Ontology annotation, molecular function: ubiquitin binding. NCBI's taxonomy places the organism in Eukaryota, Metazoa, Chordata, Actinopteri, Gobiiformes, Gobiidae. The record is from RefSeq and is a predicted model, not a curated record. The coding region runs from base 134 to 970 and encodes 278 amino acids. Gene Ontology annotation, cellular component: phagophore assembly site. The transcript has 5 exons.
UGCUUGUGCCAUGCGCACUGGCGCUUGUUUUUGUGGAGGUGGAUGUUGUUAUGGCUGUGAUGGCUGAAACAGGCCCCGGAGUAAACUGAAAGGUCCCCGGCUAGACUGUCUCCAUUACGGGGCAACGUCACUCAUGGACGGCACGGACAUGGACGUGGAUGCAGAGCUGAUGCAGAAGUUCAGCUGCAUGGGCACCACGGAUAAGGAUGUCCUGAUCACGGAGUUUCAGAGGCUGCUGGGCUUCCAGCUCAACCCCGCCGGAUGCGCCUUCUUCCUGGACAUGACCAAUUGGAAUCUACAGGCUGCCAUUGGUGCAUACUAUGACUUUGAAAGUCCCAACAUAAUUACUCCAUCCAUGUCCUUUGUUGAAGAUGUGACAAUCGGAGAGGGAGAAUCAGUUCCCCCAGAUACACCCUUCACAAAGACCUGGAGGCUACAAAAUCCAGGUGCAGAGUCUUGGCCUCCUGGAGUCAGUCUCAAGUACAUAGGUGGGGAUCAAUUUGGACAUGUUAACACGGUUAUGGUCAAGUCUUUAGACCCCCAAGAAGUUACAGAUGUAAGUGUCCAAAUGAGGAGUCCCACAGCUCCUGGAAUGUACCAAGGCCAGUGGAGAAUGUGUACAGCAACAGGAUUAUUUUAUGGUGAUAUAAUUUGGGUAAUACUCACUGUAGAAAUUGGUGGUCUCCUUGGCGUGACUCAGCAACUGUCGUCCUUUGAGACUGAAUUCAACACCCAACCACAGCGCAGUGUUCAAGGAGACUUCAACCCUUUCGCUUCACCACAAAAGAAUAAGCAUGAUGCCACUGACAGCAGUUUCACAGACCCUGGAGGAACCUGGGAACACACAGGAGAUCAAAACAGACUGUCUCAUAAUGCUUUAAAUAGGGCAUCAAAUGGUCUUCAAACCAAUCUUUCUGUGAUGACAUUUGGACAGGGCAUUCAUGGACCCUAUCCAUUUGGACAGAGCUAGAAACACAAGGACCUCCCCUUCAACCGUGUAAAAAGCAUUGCAUCCUGGGAGUCCUCACACGCAGGAGUGAAGAGGGAGGAAUAGUUGUUUUCUAUUGACUCUUGCCAACCCUCUCCCUAAGCCAUGGCCCUUUCCACAGAAACACAACUAUUGUAAAGUGUUGGAUUACGUCUGCUUCAGUGUCAAUUUAACAUCCCAUAUGGCAUUAACACCUGGAUUUGCACGUGUGAAUGCUCCAUUUAAAACCCUUUACAAACAUGCACAUUCACAUGGAGACCAGCCAGCUUAGUUGAGGAACGUCUUAGUAACUCCCCAUUUUAUCAACCCGUUGGUCUGUGUCCAUCCAUGUGUGCAUUUCACAUUUGUUGGUGUAGUGAAGUUGCUUAUUGGAUCAAAAAUUCAUAAUAACUUCAACGAUUAAGCCACUGUUAAGGGGUGAAGGAUAUGACUUAUUUAUUUGUUUGCUUUGAAAUAUUCACAGACGCACAAAUUAGUGGUCAAAUUUCCAACCCUUCCUCUCCCGUGAUACACAGACUUGCUCCUCGUGUUCAAAUUCAAAGUAGUCCUUACUCCCAACUUUUCACAUGUAUGCUUUGCCGAGAGCAGGAGAAGAGCAUGAAAUGAGCUGAGGGUGCUGCUUAAAAAAAGGGCUUAAGAGUGUCCCAGCCCCACCCUUCAGCAUAAAUAUAAAACACGACCUUACAAAGAAAUGAGAAACCACAAAACGUGAAAUCAUUUGGUUCUUUAAGAAAACUAAAAACUAUUGAACUCUUAAGGCCUUAAACUCGAUUUGGUGUCUUUAAAUAAACAGCCUUAAGGAUGUGAUCAGGGACGGAGCUAGUGUUCCCCCAGUACACUCAUCAAAUAGACAAUUAUUUCAAAAUCAUGUCUUGGUUCAUUAAAUCUUGAUGAUCUUAUGUGUGCUGUCUCCCCUGCAAGGGGACUUACAGAAAUACAUAGCUACUGACUAGAGUAGCUAUGCAUAAAGAUGUACUAUCCUAAUGAGAGGUCCGCCACUGGCUUGUCUCUAUGUUAAUGCUUUGCUUGGAAUGUUCCAAACCACAGCAUUAAAAUUCAUCUUGUAUUAAAUUACAGAUACUGUGCUUAAAUUGUGCUUUAAAACAAUUCUCAGUAUAAGCAUGCUUGUCUCCAUGUAGAUAAGUUUAAUGCAAUACUGUGGGAUUUACAGGCAAAGCAAUAACAUGUCCAUGGAGAUAAGUAGAUAACUAACCCUCCUCCAAAAAAGUCUGAGAUGGAACUGUUGCAAAUGGAUAGUAAUAUGACAAUAUUCCUCAUUUUGGAGUUUGUCUGAUGACUGUAGGACCUGAGUCUCUGUAAACUAGAUCAUCUGUGAACCGUUAUAUAUCAGCUUUUUUUUAAAAAACAAACAAAACAAAAAAAACAACAUUUGUAAAAUUAUGUGUGUUUCUUGGGAAAGGGAUGACAAUUUUGAUUUACUUAACGAGAGCUUUAUGACCCAUGUACCUCUAAAAGUAUUGUUGAGGGAUUCUUCAUAGCUUACUACAUUGCCCUAGUGUUUGUGCACUGCAUACAAGUUUCCCAAUGACGGCCAGCAGGUGGUGCUAAAAUCAAAUGUCCCACACAAACUUUACUUGACAUCAUGCUGACUACUUUGUAAAAAUAAGAUUUGUCUGUCAAUUUGAGGUUGGAUGAGUAGCACUGAUGUUCUGUUACUGCUGUUUGCACAAUGCAGGUGUGGCUUCAAUGAGUAAAUGUGUUCAGUUUUGGCUGAUGGUGGAUUCUAUAAUACCAGCAUUUUGAAAGGCUGAAUGUGUAUUGACUCUAUCCAAAAGUCUAUUUUUACAGCUUUUUAUGUUAAUUUCAAACACUUGCUGUUUGCUGACCCCUGGGUUGUUGCAUUCUCAAUUCCACAGAUGGAUUUUAUUGUGUUUUAAGUUGAAAAUAAAACUGCAACAUGAUGAUUUUUAUUGUUUCAGAUCACAAUAUUGGCAACUUUUACAUAUGGAUAUAAUUGUAUUCUCAAUGCUGUGUUGAUAAAAGUAUUAUUCAUAUCCUCAAUACUAUUGUUAGGCAGCUCAUUGUGUGUCUUGUGCAUACUAUUCUGCACUUCCCCUUCAUUCAUGUCAGAUGUUUUUUUAUUUUUUAAUUUUUUUCUUUUUUUUUUUUUUUUUUUUUACUUGGCACAAGUGAGUUUGCUGGUUUGAGUGAGACUGUAAGAGCCACCAGAGUUGAGGAUUAUUUGAGUUGUAUGUUUUUGAUGUUAUGAAUAAAUUGAAAUUUAUUGGCGCCUGUGAUGAUGGCACAUUUAUCUAGAGAGAAAGACUUCCCUGUACCUGUGUAUGAUGAAUUAUUUGUACGAUUAAAUUAAGAUUGG